Messenger RNA from Gymnodraco acuticeps, 11597 nucleotides. It is a transcript of the gene ptprq, whose product is annotated as protein tyrosine phosphatase receptor type Q. Lineage: Eukaryota; Metazoa; Chordata; Actinopteri; Perciformes; Bathydraconidae. The record is from RefSeq and is a predicted model, not a curated record. Gene Ontology annotation, biological process: protein dephosphorylation. Gene Ontology annotation, molecular function: protein tyrosine phosphatase activity; protein binding. The transcript is spliced from 63 exons. Bases 320 to 11065 code for a protein of 3581 amino acids.
GCUAAAUUCAAAGACCACGCUGUGCGUAAAGCGAAACUAGAAAACAAUCGGAGUUCUCCGAAAGUUUAAGAAUAACUACUAGACAUAUUUGUUAAGCCUUAAAUAGUUACAAACCGUUCACUUUUUGACGCCCAGGGGUACGUCAGCGAGCCAAACAUUUUGGGACUUUCCACAACCGAUGUCUCCGCACAGGGCGAGUGUUUUAUGAACUUACCAAAAACAGAGAGGACGACCAGGACCCACUGUCCCUCUCCCUAAUAUUGACCGUUUGUAUCCAGGUGGAUGUGAGUGCUGGUUGAAAUGAGGAGUGACAUUUCCAAUGGGGGGAACAGAGCGUCUGUGGUUACUUGCUAGUUUAUGCCAGGUGGUCUUGCUGACCUGUGAACAGCAUUUAAACCCUGUUGAGGUUGAAGUUGUGUUUCAGUCCUUCCCUUUCACUGAAGAUCCAGACACUUACACAGUCACCUGCAUGACUGCAAGGAACCAGCUGGUGUAUGUGGAGCCCAUUCAUCAUUCAGCAUGCUCCCCUAACUGCAAAAUGUCCCUGCAAUUAGUUGAGGACCCGAGAGGAUAUAACAUCAAACUUAGUGCCAGCAGAAAUCUUAGUACUCUUCAGGCAAAGACUUUUCACUUCAUUCCAGUCCCCCAGUCUGCCCUUCAUGUAUACACCAUGGCUACCACUUCUCUCCUGACGUGGAAACUUCACAGGCACCAAAGCUUAUCCACCUUGAGUCUGUUCAACAGCCACACACAACCUGUCACACACUUCCUCAACAUAAACUCAUCAGACUCUGGUUACAUGGUAAAAGGUCUCCAGCCCGGCACCCGCUUCAAGGCCAAAGUUGUGGUGACCACGUUCCUCAAACACCUUAAUAUGACCAUCAACCAGAUACUCAGCAUUGGCAUGGAAACAGCUCAGUGCCCCUCUGGUUGGUUGGCCAAUGGGAGAAGUUGCUACGCUGUGAGAAGGACCGGUUUGGCCUGGAGAAAUGCACAGCUCAGCUGCAGAAACCUGGCAGCUGGAAGUCACCUGGCUGACAUAAAUACAGAUGAAGAUCUGCUUUUUAUAUCAUCCCAUCUGCUGAGCGACAACAACCUGCUGCUGCUAUGGACCGGACUGAAUGACCAGCAGGAGGAGGGCCGUCCUCGCUGGUCUGAUGGUUCAGCCUUUAACUUAACGAACACUAUGAUGUCAUUACUGCCGGCCAAUCGGACGGACUGUUUUGCCCUUCAGAGGAAUGCCACAGGGCCGGGAUACUUUCUCACUCCUUUCUUCUGUAACAUCCCCUUACCCUUCAUCUGCCAUUACCAGAUCCCUCCAGUCCCUGCCUCUUUCUCCUUUGACCUGCUUCAGGUGACAGAGCAACAGGUAGAGCUGCGUUGGAGUGACCUCUCACCCUUAAACUCUCUAAAUAUAUCCUCUCUCGAGACAUUCCUCCAGUACCAAGAAAACGAAGAUGAUAUAAGGAAUUCAGAGGACAGAAAGAGGACACAGAGCCUGAGGAUUGUUGAAAAGAUUGUCAGGGUCCCCAUCUCCCUUUCCUCCAGAGGGGUAACUGUGGCAGGUUUGUCUCCGGGGAGCGUCUACUCCUUCACUCUUCGAGCCUCUUAUCCUGGCGGCUCAACCUGGAGCUUGGGUCAAACACGGACUGCACACACGAGACCUCUUCCUCCUCACAAUAUCAGUUUUGGCCUCGUUACCGUCAGUCAGAUUAGUGUCCACUGGAUGCUGACAGAUACACAAUUAAAGGAUGGAUGGAUAUUUCUGGUGCGCUAUGUGGACAUGUCUUCAGGACAAAAGAGGAUAGUUGGAAUGACCAACAUCUCCAAGUUAUCAGAGACUGGUGGGUUACAGUCAUACUCUGCUGUGAUUGGAGGGCUGGAGUCUUACAGGAAAUACACAGUUGAAGUUUACACCGUCACCCAGUAUGGGAUAAAGAGCUGUGGACAAGCGCCUGUGACUGUGCAGACUGCGGUGAGGCCCCUUAGUGGUCUGUUUGUGUUGAGCGGAACAGUACAUUUGACUGUCUGCUGGACCAGCUCACCUGAUGACCCACCAGAUCGUUAUUAUAUCACAUCGCAACCGCUGAUUGACUCCCCACCAACCUCACUGUGGAUGAACCAGACCAGUCCUGGUGCACACUGGGUGAAUGACACUGUGUGUGUAAAUCUGGGCACAUUUACUCCAGGUCAGACUUAUGAAGUGGGAGUGGUCUCUUUGAGGGGUGAAGACAGGAGUGAGAUGACCAAAACCAUACAUACCACAGACCCAUUGCAAGUACAGGUAGCAGUCCCUCUUUCUGUGGGCACAUACUCCACACAACUGUACAUCCAGCGGCCACAGCUGGGUGUGAUCGAUGGGGUCAAAGUGUGUGUGUGUCCAGGAUUGUGUGACAGUAUGUGUGAGGGAUUGUGUCUGACAGCAUGCAACUGGUACUCCCUCCCUGCUGGAGUUCACAUCAUAACCCUGAGCAACCUCAGUCCAGGCUCCGAGCUGCAGCUCAGGGUGUUCAGCACAAGCCGGGCACAGAUGGGACCACCUUACUACUCCCGCCCCUUUAAAACAAGUCUGGCUCCUCCAAUCAGAGUGAAGGAAGGUGUGGUGACAGACUCAUCCAUUCAGCUGCUCUGGGAUCAGGCAGAAGGACAGGCUCACAGCUACGAGAUUACCUGCUUCAACUGUCACCAUUCACACAAGGUGCAGAAGGUGUUCAAUCAGAGUGCAACCUUUUCUACUCUGACUCCAGGCAUGCUCUACCACUUUGCAGUACGAACAGAGAAGGAUUCCUUUACAGAUAGUUCCCCUGUCACCAUCAAAAUCAUUGCAGUGGAGUUGUCUCUUGUCAAUAAAACAACAUCAUCCGUAUACAUUCGUUGGAGUAAUAUCAGGGGAGUUGCAAGCGGACUCAUCCUGUCAAUCAAAAACAGAACAUCCAGCCAAGAGCUGAUCAUCCCUCAUCAAAAGGCCGGGUCAUACAGCUUCGAAGGCCUCGCUUACGGAAGCCAAUAUACAAUUGAAGUGACAAGCACCAGCGGGGGAAGAAGGAGUAAACCUGCCACUAUGAUCCUCCAUACUUAUCCAGGGAUGCCGCAGGAUGUGGUUCUUUCAGAGCAGGUAGUGACGUCUGUGUUUGUCACCUGGAGAGCACCACUAGGACAGGUGGAGGGGUACACGCUUGUUUUUGGCCUGCGGUCUGUGGACAGGAAGUCUUGGAUUGAGGUGCUUGUCCGGGGCACAUGUUAUGAGAUCAGGGAUUUGAUCCCGGGAUCAGACUAUUGUGUCAGCAUUCAGAGCGUGCUGAGCUCAGAAACCAGUCAGCCCGUCCUCCGAGAGUUCAGCACACGCCCAGCAGGAUUAUGCGCCCUUCAUGUAGAAAACAUGAACUCCUCCUCUAUCUCUGUGAGCUGGGACAGUGCUGUAGGAGAGUUUGACUUUCACAGAGUCACUGUGGUCAACACGUCAGUCACAAACACACUCACCGUUCCCAGGGAGAAGCGGGUUGCCGUGUUUACAGGUCUGGCGGAUGGCUGCAGCUACAACGUGAGCGCUGAGAGAGUGAGAGGGGUGAAAGCAGGGAGCGCUGCCUUUCUGACUGUGACCACAGUGCCAGCCCCUGUGCGAGGAGUGCGUAUCAUGAAUGUGUUGGCACAUGCAUUCUCGCUUCGCUGGGAGCAGGCGGCGGGGUGUGUGGAUCACUACCAAGUCACCCUUCUACCGAACCAUGGAAAAGUCACAGUGCACCCUGCACAUGACGGAUAUAUUGAGGCCGAUGUGGUGAAUGUCAGUCCGGGGACACAGUACAGUGUAACGGUCUCAGCAUCCUCCUCCUCCAACAUCAGCCCCGGAGUCAGUCGCAUGAUCAACACCAACGAGAGCGUUGCUGGACCACCUUUUGGCCUAGAAGGAGAGGCCGUAGGAUCUAAUGGUAUUCUUCUCUCCUGGACAACGCCAUCUAAUGGCGAUAAUAUUGACGGAUACGUCAUAAGGUACAAGGAGGUGUGUCCCUACCCCGACCCCACAUUCACACAGGUGACCAAGUACCUGGACAUCCCAGAGACCCUGCUCACUGACUUCACCUCCGGCUCUACAUACCACAUCGAGGUAGCAGCCAUAUCUCCAGCUGGAAUAGGAGCCUUCAGCAAAUCUUUAUACAUCAAGACAGCGGAAUCCCCCCCUGGCCUGGUGACCAACUUGACAGCGUUUUCUCAGAACCACACCAAUGUGUUGGUUACUUGGUUCCUGCCACACCGCAUCAACGGCCUCAUCACAAAGUUUGCUGUCAAGGCUAAACACGCUCGUACCGGGCAGACGGUUCGCACGCUGGAGGUCAAUGCAGAGGACAUCAUGACCGGAGCGCUGCCUCACUGCAAUGAUGCAGCCGAUAUCCUGUCCCGUGCGACUCCCAGUCCCGUGGAGAUAACAGCCUCGUCGUCACCCAUCACCCACUCCGCUGUGCCCCCUGCAGCCGCCUGGAGUGUGCCCAUAUCAGUAGGGGUUGAUCAGCUACGCCCUUAUACCGCAUAUCUAUUCGAAGUUUCUGCCUUCACCUCUGACGGAGAGGGACAGAUAGCCUCCACUAUGGUCCGCAUGCCAGAAUCAGCCCCAGAAGACUCCCCAACAAACCUUGUUGUAUUGAAUAUGACAUCUAGAUCUAUAUCCGUGUCCUGGAGCUCUCCCAACAUCAUCACAGGAAAAAACACCUACGUUAUCUACCUUUAUGGACCUACAGGAUAUUUGUAUGAGAACAGCACAGCAGACACGCGGUUUGCUCUGACUGGUUUGAGUCCCUUCACAAGGUACACGUUGGCCGUCAGAGCCAAAGUGUCUGGAGAAGUAGGCCCAGCAGCGCAGGAUGAUGUGAUUACACCUGCAGAAGCACCCAGUGCAGUACAGGACUUGAUAGCUGAAGCUGAGGAUUCAGUUUCAAUCCGUGUGAGUUGGAGGAUCCCUGCCCAGCCCAAUGGUCCGAUCAUACAGUACAAACUGCAGGUUCUGGUUGGCGUCACCCUGCUGCAGGACAUCACCCUCACUGCUGAAAUGAAUACAACUGAUUUGCCUGAAGAUGAGAUUGUUCCCCCUGAUGUCAGUAACAAUUCCGGGCGACGUAAGAGAACAGCUGAGCUCAGUCUGAUCACAUCUCCGUCGACAUUCACUGCCACUGUCCCUGAUCGCACCCUUCCCAAAGGUUCAACUGCUUCUGGCAUAACACACUCCGACCAAAUCACUAACACCUAUGCUCAAGAAACCGCUGCCUCCGCGGUCACCGAGGAGCCCAACACAAGUUACAUUUCUGCUUCACACUCUGACAGCACAAACACUCAAUCCUCUGACUCUGCAGUCUCUGGGACUUCUUCAUUUUCUCCUACCUCUGUGCCAUCGGCUACGCCUCCACCUUGGCUGACAAAGCAAUCCCAGGCUGGAGAUCUGACCUCAGAUUCAUCACGCUUGGCCCUGACCCCAAGCCAGCUACGCUUGUUUACUCAAGAUGCAUCAAUUACAGGACCCUUUUUAACACGCAACACAGCAACUUCUGGUGCUACAGGUGUAACAAUGAGAGAGGAGGUGAUGGACGUUUUGUCUGAGGAGUUGUCUUACCUGGUGUCAGAUCUGAAUCCCUUCACCGAGUACACAUUCAAGGUCACUGCUUCCACACCAGUGGGAGAGGGUCCUGCAACAGAUAUCACUGAGAAGACCAGGGAGCAGGUCCCUAGCUCAGUGCUGGAAGUGUCCUAUCAAAACAUCAGCUCCACCUCCAUACUAGUGAGCUGGGCGCCACCACUUAACCCCAACGGGCGGAUCACACAUUACACCGUCUACGGCCUCAAACUGCACAGUGAUCAAGCCCUGAAGUGGUCUACCAACGCUACCAGCAUAUUGAUAACAGAUCUGGACAAGUAUACUGGUUAUAAGCUACGCGUAGCUGCUUCUACAGCUGUGGGAGAGAGCUCCCUGUCGGAGGAAGAUGACAUCUUUAUUUUCACCUUAGAGGACGAGCCUGAUUCCCCCCCUGUGAACCUCACUGUGGUCGCCACCAGCCCCCUCGCCGCCACAUUGGCCUGGUCCGCCCCAGAGCAAGCCAAUGGGAUGAUCCAUUAUUACGAAGUCCAGUAUGAGAACGAGUCCUACUCUGAGUUACUGAACACAUCCUCAAACACAGCAACUCUGAUGAACCUGAAGCCUUUCUCCUACUACAACGUGACUGUGAGGGCGUACACCCGUUACGGCCACGGCAACCAAACGUCAGAAUCUUUGUACCUGCUGUCCGGAGAAGACGUCCCGGGCAGUCCUCCGUAUGACGUUACUUAUGAGUCGGUCAGUCCCAGCGAGGUGAACGUGACCUGGCAGCCCCCUCUGCUGCCAAACGGGAUCAUUACCCACUACAGCCUGCAGCUGUGGAACUCCAGCCACUACCUGAACCUCACCUCCCCUACCAACUACAUCCACAUCACACAUCUGAGGAAGUACGCCAACUACCGCGUCAUGGUGCAAGCACACACACGCGUUGGGCCUGGGAACUACAGCAGUGAUCCGCUGAACAUCACUACACUGGAGGAUGCCCCAAACACAGCUCCUCAGUUUCUCCUCGCCAGGAAGUUGUCAGAUUAUGAAGUAGAGUUGUCAUGGCAACCACCGCACGAAGCCAAUUCAGACAUACUCUACUACAAAGUCAGAGUUUGGAAUGAAACGACUGAGCUGUGGCAGAAUGUGACGGGAACGUCAGUGGUUAUUAAUGUAGACUCAGAGAGCCACUACAACGCCUCUGUCUCCAGCUGGACCCGACUGGGAGAUGGAGGAGUGCUGAUCUACAUCAGCUUCACCACCACUGAUGCAGAACCAUUUGACUCCCCGCAGAAUGUGACUUUUGCAAAUGUGACCACCUCCUCCGUCACCUUGCUGUGGCACCCGCCUACUGAACCUAAUGGACUCAUUGUACACUACUCUAUAUACUACUCUUAUAACGACACUGUGGCUGAGCAGAGGGUUCCAGUGUCAGACCUACCUGAGCCGGCCUCUCCUGAUUCAGCCCUCUACUUCACUCUGACCCGGCUGAUUGGAGGCACAAACUACACGCUGUGGAUGACUUCUAGCACAGUGCAGGGGGACGGGGGGGUCCAGAGCGAGCCACUUGUCCUGUUAUUACCUGAGGACGUGCCAAGUGACUCAGUGAAAAAUCUGACCGCUCAGAUCUUCAGCUCCACUGCCAUCAUCGUCAGCUGGGACCCUCCCCUGGAGCCCAACGGCCGUCCCACCUACCUGCUCACCUUACAGGCGGCUGGCAUCUUCCCAGACCUACCCAACCAAGGGGCUCCAGCUGUCAACAAGACCAUCAAGCAUAGCACGACUGACACAGUCUUUCUGUUCACCAGAUUGAGGAAAUAUUUCCCCUAUGUGUUGACUGUUACCCCGGCAACUCGUGCUGGCGCGGCCUACAAUCAUACCAGCACGAUGUAUCUGCGAACAGAUGAUGAUAUUCCUAGUUCUGCUCCGGUGCUGGUGUCCACCAAGAAUCAGUCGUCAUCCUCUAUCGCGAUGGUCUGGCAGCGCCCUCUGGAGGCCAACGGGGAGAUAACAGAAUAUACCCUCACUCUUUUUGGCCCAGGGGGCUCCAACACAACUCAAACCCCCAACACCUCGUUCAUCCUCAGCAACCUGCUUCCAUACACAGCUUACAACAUCACUAUUACAGCUGCUACGCGUAAAGGCUCAGGACCCUACCUGCUGCUGCAGCUGCACACCGAUGAAGGAGGCCCCAUGUCACCCCCCCGUAACCUGACCAUAUAUAACCACACAGCGGUCUCUGUGUGGCUGAGCUGGGAGCCUCCUCUGGAGCCCAAUGGAGUGGUGAUACAGUACGGCUUCAGGAUCCGAGACCUCAUCACACACACCGUCACACACAGGAAUUCCUCUGGGCCGUCGACCAUCGAGGAUCUUUCAGGCUUCAGGCCUCAUAGCUCCUACGAGAUCAGUGUUUACAGUUACACCAGAGUGGGCCAUGGGAAUCAGUUCAGCAGCCCUGUGGCUUUCACCACUAACGAGUCAGUGUCUGACGCUGUGGGGAACCUGUCUUGCUCUGGAGUUAGCUGGGAUUCAAUUCAGCUGUUUUGGGAACUUCCAAGCAACCCUAAUGGGCAGAUAAUGUUUUAUGAAAUUCUAGUGGAGGUUGACACACACCAGGUUUACACACAAGUGUACACAGUGACAGGGCUGUCUCCAGACCAGGAGUACGCUCUCACCGUGUCUGCAGUUAACUCUGCAGGACCUGGAGACGGACUGAACUGUACUGCUUCCACUCUCUCUGAAUCAGCCCCCGCUGCCCCUCGCUUCCUCACCAUCUCUCAGGUCACCCCUAACAAUGUGACACUUCAAUGGGCUGCACCACUCUCCAUUCCCGGCCUGCUGAAGGAGUACCAUGUCAUUGCACAGCUGAUUUCCACUGUUUGCGAACCAAACACACUAACUACUGCACAGCCGGCCCCAGAGGACGAGCCGACCUCAGACUGCGUUCACUCUAAUGUCACAGUGUCGGUGAAUGCUUCGGACCACAUUGACGGGAGCCUCAGCGUCACACUCCAAUCCCUGGCUAAAUACCGAUACUACCGCUUCAAGGUAGCUGCUGUGACCAACGCUGGGGUUGGAGAAUACACACUCUGGAAAUAUGAACGCACCUUGGCUGGAAACCCUGAUGACCCUCCCCGGGACCUGAAAGUGACCCCCACCUCCAGCGGCCUUCACAUCACAUGGAACCCUCCAUCUGUUAUCGCUGGACCCACUUCCUAUCUUGUGCAGGUGGACGGUCCCGGUCUGAACUUCUCUACAGUCCGGGCUCCAGGAGAGCUGACGACCGUUGUUGUGACUGAGCUGACUGCCUUCACUCGUUACUUUGUGACGAUCACUGCCUUUACCGGUUCAUCGGAGCAUGCUGCCAGCGAUGGGAAAGCUAUCGGACCAAUUGAAUUUCAAACGCUGGAGGAGGAGCCCAAGGACCCUCCCAAGAAUGUUGUAGUAUCAGUUGUCCCAGAGUUAGUGAACCAAGUGAAGGUGACUUUUACCCCUCCAGAGGAGCCCAAUGGAAACAUUACAUCCUACUUUGUGUACAUCUACGAAAAGGACCAACUAGUCAAGAACAUCAGCCUUAAUAUCACCCACAGAGACCAAAACACGAUGACUGCUGUCAUUGAGGGUCUGAAGGGAGGACACAGCUACAGCAUACAGAUUUCAGCUAAGAACGGGGCAGGUCUGAGUCCACCCAGCUCUCAAGUCCGUAUAACUACAGGGAUCACAGCUCCGGCCAAGCCAAUGCAAAGACCCCAGGCAAAGCUGGGCCAUGGAGGGGUUGCCAUGGUAACCCACAGGAGUAUCACCAUCCACAUGCCUGCCUGUUUCUAUAGUGACGACAAUGGACCAAUCACAAAAAUUCAGGUCAUCGUGGCCGAAUCAGGGGUGAAUGACAUCCAGAACCUGACCAACUGGAAGAAUGCAUUCUUCCAUCGACCUGACCCUUACCUGACUGACAUGGGGUUCCCCAACCCACCGUGUCCUCUUGGGGACAGGGCGCAGCGCUUGGACACACACGUCAGAGGGGGUCACAGUGUGUCUGCACGCGGCCCGCCCACAGUGAGGAACAAUCACACCACAGCAGGAACCUACGUGAUCGGACGGAACAAUGACUGUCUAAAGGAGAACAACACCGAACAUUUCUGCAACGGACCUCUGAAGCCAAAAACAGUCUAUGUGUUUAAGUUCAGAGCCACUAAUAUUAAAGGCCAAUACACAGACUCAGUGUACUCGGAGCACGUCAAGACUGCAGUGGACGGGCUGUUGACCAGAGAAGAGCAGAUUAUUCUGGGUGUUUUGCUCUCCGUCACCUUGGCUGUGUUGCUCAUCAUUAUCAUCUGUGGCUCUGUCAAGAUCCAUCAGCGCAAGAAGGAGGGCGGGAAUUAUUCACCCAGAGAGGCAGAGAUCAUAGAGACCAAGUGUAAACUGGAUCAGCUGAUUGCUGUGGCAGAUCUGGAACUCAAACAAGAAAAACUCAACCGGUAUUCUUCCUUCUUCUUUAGGCGGAAAGAGAUUUAUGUGAUCCAGCUGCUCAGCUACAGGAAAUCACUCAAGCCUGUCAACAAGAAGUCUUUCCUGCAGCAUGUAGAGGAUCUGUGUGCCAACGACAACUCCAAGUUCCAGGUGGAGUUUGCUGAGCUACCAAAGCUGCUGCAGGACCUGGCCACCACCGACGCUGACCUGCCCUGGAACAAAUCCAAAAACCGCUUCCCCAACAUUAAACCUUACAAUAACAACCGAGUGAAACUGCUGUCAGAACCGGGCACUGCGGGCUCUGACUUCAUCAACGCCAGCUUUGUGUCAGGCUACCUUUGUCCAAAUGAGUUCAUAGCCACCCAGGGGCCUCUGCCGGGCACCGUGGCCGACUUUUGGAGGAUGAUCUGGGAAACAGGAACCCGCACCAUCGCCAUGCUCACACAGUGUUACGAGAAAGGGAGAAUUCGAUGUCACAAGUACUGGCCAGAGGACAAUAAGCCGAUGUCGGUGUUUAGUGACAUUCUCAUCUCAAAAGUGUCAGAGGAAGUCCUUCCUGACUGGACUGUCAGAACCCUCAAAGUAGAAAAGCAUGGGCACUACAUUCUGGUUCGCCACUUCAACUACACAUCGUGGCCUGAGCACGGAGUCCCAGAGUCCUGCAGCACGCUCAUCAAGUUUGUCCAAGCUGUCCGAGCCCACAGGCACGACAACACCACUAUAGUGGUCCACUGCAGUGCUGGUGUGGGCAGAACUGGUGUAUUUAUCGCUCUCGACCACCUCAUUCAGCACGUCAGAGAUCACGACUUUGUGGAUAUUUACGGCCUGGUGGCUGAACUUCGCAGCGAGAGGAUGUGUAUGGUACAGAAUCUGGCCCAGUACAUCUUCCUGCACCAAAGUACGCUAGAACUUCUAAACAGCAAAGGCAACAGCCAGUCCAUCUGGUUUGUCAGCUAUUCUGCUCUGGAAAAGAUGGACUCCCUGGACGCUAUGGAAGGUGAUGUUGAGCUGGAAUGGGAAGAAACCACUAUGUAAAGAGACACCUUUUCCUGGGAGAGAGUGACGCUUGUCGGGAGGCGGCCUGUGCACAAAGGUGGACUGGACUGAUCCACUACACUUGGUUAGAGGGGGGUGCAGGAGAAACAGGAAGCGAACAGCACAGUUUAAACUGAGCGAUCUGUCAGACGACUUUGUUCCUCCACCUCAACCCACUUCUCUGCACUGUCCCCCCUUUAAUAAACCUCUUGUCCACUUGUUUUCAAAGAGAGUGAGAAACAAAAGGGAGACAGAAUUUGAGAAACGUUUGAAAGAGCGGUGAACUGACUGAGAGAGCUCUAUGACAUCUGUAAUCUUACAGGCAUUUUGCACAAAUUGAUUCCACUGUGUUUUGUAAUUAUUGUACUAUGUUGAUAUCAUCUAUGUUUUUGUAAGAUAAUUUAUUCAGCCAAAAUGGUGUUUUGUUUCAAUCUCUUUGUAAAUCUGACUAUGUCGAAGAGUGGACAGUAUUUACGUUUUGUUUAUCCUUUCUCAAGAGUGAUUUGCAAAAAUAAAAGCAACUUGUAUUUUU